AUGUCUACUCCCGACCCACCUACAUGGGCCCCACCCAAUGACGUAGAAGAAUUCAAGCGGCAGUAUGAGGUCGACGCUACCGAAUUAUUUAAAAACAUCGCCGUCCUUGUCCAACGCAUCCGCCUCCAGAGGGAUACCCUUAGCACACAAUUCGCCGUCACCAAUGAAACCAUUGACAACCUUGAGGAGCAGGUAACCCUGCUCAACCUCGGCCUCAAUGUCGCUCGUGCCGCCCCAGCCCCUACCAUCGCUGUCCCUGUUGCCGCUGCUCCCCCACCCACUACUGUCCCCACCUUCAGGUCCGAAAAGUUCUCAGACUCUGAAAAAUUUGAUGGCACCCUCAACCACGAUCGGUUUCGAAACGUGGCAGCAAAAGUCAUUUAUGCCGUCAGCCGCUUGGAAGGGAGGGCCCUUGACCAGGUCGUUCCACUCGUAAACGCUAACCCUGCUGCCCCCUUUGCCUCCGUCACCAGCUUCAUUGCCCACCUGGAAGCCUCGUUUGGGGACCCAGAUCACCGGGGUACCACCCGUCGCCAACUCGUCACCCUGAAGCAAGGCAAAGGGGACUUCGCCAUCUACUACUCACAGUUCCUCUGUAUUGUGGCCUACCUAGAUUACAAUGAAGGAGCUGAGAUCGACGCCCUGGCCGAAGGACUGUCGGAACAUCUGAAGAAUGCCAUUAGAUACCGGACAGAUAGGCCUAACACUGUAGAGGCAUACGCGACCAUGUUCGGGGCCGUAAAGCUGAACAAUGGGCCAUCCGUAAUACGAUGGGAUAAUUCACCACCCCCGCCGCUGUCGCACACCCAUCUCAUACUGCCGGAUGCCUCGCCACAAUGGACCUCUUCGACCUUCAAGCCCAUCCCACUCAACACCCUGCCGCCGAACAACGAUACACCUUUGUCAACGGACAACGCAAAACCUCUGCCGCUGAAAAAUAAUGACGGAGUGACAACAAUCUCUCCCUACCUCUUCCAAGUCGGGUUUUCAGUAGUCCCGGGCUUGAUCAAUGGCCCCUGCCUGGGACCUUCCAAUGUUUCUCCUUUAUCUCCGUUCUCUAUCUGUGGCUUCUCAGUAUCGUCUGUGGAGGAUAAAUUGGAUGGGGAUCAUUUUGUUGCUUCGUGUAAAAUUGUAAACAAUAAAAUAUCCAUUCAAACCUACGCAUUAAUUGCUACCGGUUGCUCCGGGUUCGAAUUCAUUGAUGAAACAUUCGCGCGCUAUAACAAACUCCCAUUUCUGCCCCUUAAAUCACCCCGUACUCUUGAAGUCAUCGACGGACGGCCCAUAUCCUCCGGACAGAUUACCCACCUCUGCUACCUACCGCUAUCAAUUGACUCCCACCAUGAAACUAUCCCCUUCUUCGUCACCAAACUCGUCUCAUAUCCACUCGUACUCGGAAUUCCUUGGCUUCAAUUACACGACGCUACAUUACGGUUUAAGGACAAUAGCAUACUGUUCGACUCCGAAUACUACAAGCGCAAGUGCAACUCCUCCACAAUACCCGUUCCCAUUAGAGGGAUUGCACCACCACCCCGUUUCCACCUCGUCAGUUCAGCUGCUCUCUGCCACUUCACUCGAAGGGACAAGCUCCAGAUCUUCAGCACAACUAUCAAAGAAAUCGACCAAGCUAUGAGUGAGGCCCCUAAAGGAGAUUGGAGGAACGGAGUCCCAAUCCAGUACAAGAAGUUCCACGAGAUGAUGGACGAGAAUUUCGCUAACAAAAUGCCGCCUCGCCACCCCUAUGAUCAUAAGAUACCGCUUAAGGAAGGUAAAGAGCCCCCGUUUGGGCCACUUUAUGGUAUGUCCCGUGAAGAACUUAUCGUACUUAAGCAGUACAUCCAGAACAACCUUAAAAAGGGCUUUAUUCAGGCCAGCUCUUCCCCCGCCGGCGCUCCUGUCCUAUUUGUUAAAAAGGUUGAUGGAACACUCCAUCUCUGUGUCGAUUACCGUGGCCUCAAUGAACUCACCAUCAAAAACCGCUACCCGCUCUCAAGGGCGUGA
This is a messenger RNA of Morchella sextelata, 2001 nucleotides long. RefSeq lists its product as uncharacterized. The record is from RefSeq and is a predicted model, not a curated record. The transcript is spliced from 4 exons. The coding region runs from base 1 to 2001 and encodes 666 amino acids. NCBI's taxonomy places the organism in Eukaryota, Fungi, Ascomycota, Pezizomycetes, Pezizales, Morchellaceae.